GCUAUGACUAUCUAACUGACUGUUCUCAGGUUCUUCAAGAAUAUGGCUCCUUUAUCUCCCAUUCUUUCCCAUUUCUACUCCCAUCAUAGAAAUCACUACUGGCUCAUCUCCCAGGAGCCUGUUCUAUGUUGCACUAUUCUCAUGAUUUCAUCCCGAUACCAUACCCUACCCGGCGUGGGCGGAGCGUCCCGAGGCUUCUUCAUCCACCAAAGGCUCUGGCAGCACUGUCAACAUCUAAUUAUGCGCGUGAUGCUCGGGCAGGAGAAAGGCUCCAAGGCCAAGACUCGCACUGUUGGGACAAUCGAGGCCCUAUUAGUAAUGUCAGAAUGGCAUCCCCGGUCUCUACAUUUCCCACCCGAGAGUGAUGGAUGGGACUCAGAUUUGAUGAUGGACAAUACUCCAGAACACCAUGACUCGACAAGUCCGGACUCCUCUGUGUCCGCAUCAAGCAGAUGGCUGGAGGAUGUCAUUGAGCCUGCACGCCGUUCGGAUCGAAUGUCAUGGAUGUUGCUUGGUUCUGGCUUAACUCUAGCACAUGAACUUGGAAUCUUCGAUACGGACGAUUCAAGGGCUAAAAGCCUUAUAUCGAGCCCGGAAGGAGAACACCACGGUUUCCCAGUUGAAGAAACCAUGAAUUUCCCUCGCCAUCGUAUACGCCAGCUGCUUUACGUGUUUAUCAAUCAGCUAGCAUCCAGGCUGGGGUGCAUGUCCCUAAUGCCGCAAAGCCUGAACCAUUCCAUAGUUGCCCCAUCGUCGCUCAAUACUGGUAUUGACGAGUGGCAGACUUUUAUGAACUCGUGGAUCGAGUUGACGAAGUUGGCAAAAUCCGUUACGGACAUGUUCUUCCCCUCUGCAACAUUUACACGACAACAGUUGCAUAGUGGCCGGUAUAUUGGGCUUCUAGAUCACUUCCGCCCAUUACUAUCUCAAUGGCGGCAGAAGCAUCUGGACUCUAAACGUAAGUGUGGCGCACUUCAUAUCUUCCCUGCCCCGCUAACAGUAUAUAUACAUAGACCUCUCACGGCCUUUCGUUGAUAUGAUAUUCAUUGAGUAUCAGUUUGUUAGAGUCUACACCAAUUCCAUCGGAAUGCAAGCGGUCGUGGAGCGUGUUCUCAAUGAAUCAGACCCCGACGUUGUUAUGGAUGACGUUCGCCAGGCAAACAUGGACGAAAUUGACUAUGAAUUCAUACAAGAAGUGAUUGACGGCUCAUGCAACUUAUUACAAAAAGUCACCACGCUCGCCGAAAACGGUGCUCUUCGAUUCUCGCCAGUCAGAAUAUUCCUACGCAUCACAAGCUCGUCAAUAUUCCUUCUCAAAGCCCUAAGUUUAGGUGUGCGUAAUGCCAAACUUCAAGAGUCUCUUGAUAUCUUGACAAAGAGUAUCCAGGCUCUGCGAUCGAGUUCACUAGAUGACAUUCAUUUAGCCUCCCGAUAUGCAACACUGCUAGACUCUCUGCUCUCACGACUACGAAGAAGCUUUGUGCUAUCAAAUAAGAAUCCAAAAGUCAGCCGGUCGACAACUCGCCCUUCUUCUGUUACUCCCUUGCCAAAGAACCAGAAUGCUUCGCCUGCAACCCAGGGUUUGCAAGCAUCACCACAACAACCACAGCAGCAGCAGCAGCAGCAGCAGCAAUUACCCCAUCCUCUACAGCAAACUCAAGUACAGUAUUCUCCCGAAGGAGUUGGCUCUGCCCCUAUGAAUUCCUCCAUGGAUGUUUCUAAUAAUCCUGUCUUUGAGGAUCCGAUCUCUUCAUUAAAUGACAUCAGUGCCGAUGACUGGUUAUCAUUGCCCUUUGAUCCUUCAAUGGCACCCUUUGGAGACGGUAACAACCAGGCUUGGUCCGGUUUCGAAGGAGCUAAUUUGAACUUCAUAUGGAACCUACCUUCAUAAGGACAUACGUUUCAAGUGGUGUCCUCGCUACUUUGAUGUCCAUAUAAGGAUACGACCUGCAAUUUUUUCAGCAAGUCACGAGCCUCUGAAUUAUAAUUUCGUGGAAUGUAAGCUUUCUCUCAACGACUUGCUUCGGGAGACUGCCUAUCGUGACCCGGAGCCUUGUAUCGUCUCUCACUUUGACGGCCAUAUAUACAUGCACAUACAUCCAGCAAGCGUAUGCGCAUUCACAGUUUUUCAGGAAUCUAAUACCCGAGUGUAUUUAGCCAGCUACUAAGCCAGUUCAAGUACAGAUGCUUAAUUCCAGAUUAUUUCAAGGUCAGAAUCCCCGAAUAUGAACACAACUAGCAACCCCGUUACUAAUAUGUAUCUUUCACAGA
Trichophyton rubrum CBS 118892 is the source of this 2271-nucleotide messenger RNA. RefSeq lists its product as uncharacterized. The record is from RefSeq and is a predicted model, not a curated record. Gene Ontology annotation, molecular function: DNA-binding transcription factor activity, RNA polymerase II-specific. Gene Ontology annotation, cellular component: nucleus. Gene Ontology annotation, biological process: positive regulation of transcription by RNA polymerase II; aromatic amino acid catabolic process. Lineage: Eukaryota; Fungi; Ascomycota; Eurotiomycetes; Onygenales; Arthrodermataceae. The transcript has a single exon. Bases 43 to 1035 code for a protein of 330 amino acids.